Molecule: messenger RNA, 2984 nt
Organism: Varanus komodoensis (Komodo dragon)
Lineage: Eukaryota; Metazoa; Chordata; Lepidosauria; Squamata; Varanidae
Gene: LIF
Product: LIF interleukin 6 family cytokine
Exons: 3
Coding region: 146-838 (230 amino acids)
Biological process (GO): immune response
Cellular component (GO): extracellular region
Molecular function (GO): cytokine activity; leukemia inhibitory factor receptor binding
Source: RefSeq, a predicted model, not a curated record
AAUUUUUGUAAGACCUUUGGUGUGGGGGGGGGUGGAGUGGGCACCCCCAUGAUCUCAGUAUUUCAGCGAGUCACUUGACACUCCUUUCUUGCUUCAACAGUAUAUAAACCAUUUGACAUCCCCUAGCAUAAACACCACUUUUUGAAUGUACACCCGGGAGUACCAACACCCAUCUCUGUUACGUCAUCCAGGCAUGCAACUUAUAGAGAAGGCCGUCCUAGCAGGAGUGGUGUCGUUGCUACUGGCCGUCCACUGCAGACUGGUGUCCGGGAAAGCGCUGCUGCGGAGCAGGCGGAGCUCCAUGUGCCAGAACAUCCGGCCAUGCAGUAAUCAAACCAGGGUCCUCCAUCAGAUCCAGUGCCAGGUUGCAAGCCUGAAUGCAUCAGCUCAGGAACUCUUUGAAGUCUAUCUGAAACACCAAGGCAACCCAUUCACCAACAAGGAGGAGCUGAAUGUGUUUUGCCAGCCUGACCGCAGCUUCCCUUCCUUUGACAAUCGGACCAGCGAGGAAAAAGAAAAGCUGAUAGCACUGUACAAGAUCUGCGCCUUCUUCAACGCCUCGCUGGGCAACAUCACCAAGGAUCAGCGAGAACUGGGCAAUGACAAAGAGGACCUGCUGAAGCUCCUCAGGAACACCACCAACACCACACGGGGGCUCCUGGCCAACCUCACAUGCCUGCUGUGUGCCAAGUACAAAGUCAGCCACGUGGACGUGACUUACGGCCACAGCUCAGGCACAAACAACUUUGCCAAGAAGCAGCAGGGCUGCCAGGUGCUGAGAAAGUACGCCGAAGUCAUCCCGCUUGUUGCUCUGGGUCUGGGUAAAUGCAACGCGUAACGGCAAGUUCAUCUGUUUUGGACUUGAAGGGACCCCAGCAGAGGAUUAGCUUACUUGCCCAGCGCUAGCUCUGAGAGCUGGUUGAUUGGCUCCUCCUUCCAAGCAGGCACAGAUAAAAGGCUUUCUAAUGGAAGUCCUCAUUAGGCUGGGUUGGCUCUUUAAUAUAGAAAUCAGUAACAACACACACACACACACACACACCAAGUUAGACUACUGGCCGGACUACUGCAGUGUGUGGAGCUGCCCUUGGAGACCUUUCAGAAGUGGCAGCUUGUGCAAAAUGCAGCCGCCAGAUUAAGAACUGGAAGCAAUGCUGGCCCUGGGUGCCUCUAUGCUUCUGAGCCUGAUUCGAGGCCCUGGUUUUAAGGAAGGCAGAAAAAUUGGCACGGCUCAGGGCCACAAUACUUGAAGAACCGCCCCUCCGAGCACUGUCAGUCUGUGUGGGCACUGUGCUCAACAUUCAGGCCUUCCUCCAAACACCACCUCCGAGGCCUUCUCUGCGGCAGCCCCCAUGUUGUGGAAUGACCUCCCUGCUGAAGCCCAGAACUAGCGCCAGCCUCGCUAUCCUUUCACUGCCAGCCUGAGACUGACUUCUCUGCUGAGACAGUCAAGUGCUCCAAGUAACCCUCGAGGGGGUGGGUACUGUUUUAGAUAUGAACCACUUUUGUCCAAAUUGGGCCUUAAAUUUACAGAGAAAUGUUGUUACGUUUAUAUUGCUAUUUAUAUUUUAUAUUUUAUAUUGUUUUUAUUGUACUGCAUCAAUGCUAAUGGGCUGUAAAUAAUAAUAGUAAUAAUAAUUAAUAAUUAAUAAUAAUAAUUAAUAAUAUAAAGUCUAUUUUCAAACUUUUCACACUAGGGUUGCAGCCCUAGUGUGGUGGUAAUGUCAACCUCAGCAUGAGCACUGGGCUAACAGGGCUAAUGACUGGAAUCCAGUUUUUCCUCCCACUGCCUCCUUCCCUUUUCUGCUCCCAGCUUCCUCUCAAAGAUGUGAGUUGCUUCUCCCAGUCUCUCAUGCCCCAAAGGUAAAAUCAAUGCAAGUGAAUCCUCUGGAUGUUUCCCUAGCCCAGAAUGAUAUUGAAAUGGUCCCUCUCAGCAUUCUGCCCCUUUCCAGAUUUCCGAGUGGCUCUCAGGAAGCCAGAGGUGGGCAUCCACCUGUGCAGCCCAGCUGGCAUGCGACUUCGCUUUCCUUACAAUAAGGAAAUGUGCCAAGUGCUAAGUCUAGACUGUGGUAACAUCAGAGUACAUGAGUCAAGCUGUACCAUUUCCUGUGCCUAGCAUCCAGGUCAGGUAGAGGCAUCUGAAACAGAGGUCCAAGGGAAUUGUAAAGGAAUCUGUCCAGUCCAGAAGAUCAAGGAAGGCUCUGGGUAGACGCACCGUUGUCUGCAGCAGGAAGGAGGCUCGGUCUGGGCUCAUUUAUGUUGCUGCUGUUAUGUGCUGCCUUGCUAAGGGACUACAUGCUGGCUUUCUACAUUUAUAAUGGCUAUGGUUUAAUAGUUGUUAUUAGAUUUGUUUUGUUUCAUUGUAUUUAUUUAUUUAUUAAUUAAUUAUUAAGAGAAGGGAGGGAAAUAAUUUGGAGUUAUUAAUUUACCUUUUACUGUUACUUUGAGAUCUCUGUCCCAGGGUCCUGGCCCUGUUGUCAAACUCACCUGAUCUCUUAAGGGUUAGGGCUAGGGUUGAUGCUUUGUCACCAGGGCCCCUCGCAGUCAGGUAGCAAGGUCCCCCACAGGCCUGUCCCCUUAUGCCGCUCCACAUAGGUUAGUUUGACUGCUGCUGUGACAAAUCAGGCAGAUUGCAGUGAGCUGGGAUAUAUUAAUUGUCUCUGCAAGAAUGGAGAUACAGUGGUACCUCGGCUCACAAAUGCCUCAGUUCAGGACCAAAUUGGGCCGCGAACUGAAAUUUCAGAAACAUUUUGCCUCAGUUCACGAAUUCCACAUUGGGUGAUGACCACAAUCGCAGCCAUGUUGCCGCACGAACACGAUCGCAAUCGCAGCCAUCGCCCCCCGAGCACAAUCGCUAUUGCACAAUUAUCAUUUGGACUCUUCCUCCAAACAGAAACCUUCCCCCUGCCCACCUAGGUUAGUGUUCUCUACUGUACUGUACUUUGCUAUUUUGUUGUUCUUUGUUACUUUGUUUCAGAUUUUUGUGA